Messenger RNA from Agrilus planipennis (emerald ash borer), 1321 nucleotides. It is a transcript of the gene Fdh, whose product is annotated as alcohol dehydrogenase class-3. The record is from RefSeq and is a predicted model, not a curated record. Lineage: Eukaryota; Metazoa; Arthropoda; Insecta; Coleoptera; Buprestidae. Gene Ontology annotation, molecular function: S-(hydroxymethyl)glutathione dehydrogenase [NAD(P)+] activity; zinc ion binding. The transcript has 7 exons. Gene Ontology annotation, cellular component: cytosol. Gene Ontology annotation, biological process: formaldehyde catabolic process. Bases 161 to 1294 code for a protein of 377 amino acids.
UGCGGUGCCGGCGUUUUUGACAUUGCCUAUAUAAUUAAAAGCAACACACCACUUUCAUAUUUUAAUUAAAUUUUUGCUGUUUUGCAGCUACGAUUUUAUAAACGUCAGACUUAGUUCAGCAUUUCCUUUUCGUGUUAGAACACUGAAGGAGUACAUAACCAUGUCUGGUACUGUUGGGAAGGUGAUUACCUGUAAAGCUGCAGUUGCUUGGGGGCCCAAGGAAGACUUAAAAAUCGAACAGAUUGAAGUGGCACCCCCCAAAGCUCAUGAAGUCCGAUUAAAGCUUUUAUACACUGCUGUCUGUCAUACAGAUGCUUACACUUUGAGUGGACAGGAUCCUGAAGGGGUUUUUCCUGUGGUUCUGGGUCAUGAAGGGGGUGGAAUUGUAGAAAGUGUUGGAGAAGGAGUCACCAAUGUUAAACCAGGGGAUCAUGUUAUUCCCUUGUACAUUCCCCAAUGUAAAGAGUGCAAAUUUUGCAAAUCCCCAAAGACAAAUCUUUGUCAAAAAGUUCGUACAACUCAAGGAAGGGGCGUCAUGCCUGAUGGAACAGUUCGAUUUUCUUGCAAAGGGAAAGAAUUGUUCCAUUUUAUGGGCUGUUCCACAUUUAGUGAAUACACAGUUGUGGCAGAUAUUUCAGUGGUUGCAGUAAAUCCAAAAGCAGAAUUGGACAAAGUUUGUCUACUAGGAUGUGGGGUCUCAACCGGCUAUGGGGCUGCUUUAAAUACAGCUAAAGUUGAACCGGGUAGUUCAUGUGCUGUUUGGGGUCUUGGGGCAGUCGGUUUAGCCGUUGGUUUGGGUUGCAAGGCUGCAGGAGCAAAACGAAUCAUUGGAAUUGAUGUUAAUCCAGCCAAAUUCGAAGUUGCUAAAAACUUCGGUUUCACCGAAUUCGUGAACCCUAAAGACUACCAAAAACCUAUACAAGAAGUGCUAGUUGAAUUAACCGAUGGAGGCUUAGAUUACACUUUCGAAUGUGUUGGAAACGUUAAUAUAAUGAGAGCUGCUCUCGAGUCGUGCCACAAGGGCUGGGGCGUGUCAACCAUUGUGGGCGUUGCUGGUGCAGGACAAGAAAUUAGCACCCGUCCCUUCCAACUUGUCACCGGACGUGUAUGGAAGGGGACAGCCUUUGGAGGAUGGAAAAGUAUUGAUAGUGUGCCGAAAUUGGUGGACGAAUACGUGAACAAGAAAUUACCGCUGGAACGUUUCGUUACCCACAAUUUACCUUUCGAAAAAAUUAACGAAUCGUUCCAUUUAAUGCACAAAGGAGAGAGUAUUCGUGCGGUUUUAAAAUUCUAAAUAUACUCAAAUAUGGAUAUUCCGUCG